UACAUAAUUAAGGCCCCAUGCAUAAUCUAAAAGGUUUCUUGUGGGUUGGCAAUUUUGAAAAAUGUUAUUAUGAUGACAGCCAUUCACCGCUUAAAACCAAUUGAAACAUCUUUCUAGCUUCGAUAAAACGACUGGUACCGCCGGCAAAAGCACCGUCUAAAAUAGUACACAGUCAAGCUCCUGAUCCAUCUCUGACGUGUUACUUUCCACCAAGUGAACCUUUCAAUCRUCAAAUGGCAACUGUAAAUUUCUCUAAUUGCUCAUGGAAUGCCACAAGGUCUGGCAAUUGUUCCCUUUUGUAUCCAAAUCUAGACAAUUGGCCUUUUCCCCAGUCUUUGGCCUCAAGAGUAGGGAAGAUGUGCGCUUAUAUUAUAGUGGCAGUACUGGCUCUUCUGGGAAACGGUUUUGUCAUAGUGAUCAUUUCCCGCAACAAGCACCUGAGGAAAGCGAUCAACUACUUCAUCCUAAACAUGGCCAUUUCAGACCUCGUCACCCCGCUGAUUAUAAUCCCCAUUCAACUAUAUCCCCUUACUGUUGAGCACAAAAAGGGAGUUCAAUUAGUAUGGCCUUUCGAUGGCGAUUUUGGGAGUUUCCUUUGUAAACUUUCCAUGUUUCUUGCAGACUCAUCUCCAGUGGUGUCCAUAAUGAGUCUCGUGUUCAUGACUGUUGAUAGAUUUUACGCCGUGGUUUUUCCACUCAAGGCACAGCGCGUCAGCCACAAGAUUCGCUUAACGUUUCUGACCAUCUCUUGGAUCGUGGGAUUUGGAUUUUUCUCACCGCAUUUCCAAGUUGUUCAUGUCGUCAARAUCGAAGAUCACUUCUACUGUCAACUUUCUUUUGCUCCUACAUUCAAUCAUACAAAAAGCAUGCACAUAUUUUUUACUACUGCUUGUGUUCUCUUCACAAUCAUUCCCUUUAUACUACUUACAGUUAUGUAUUCAGUAAUGCUUCUAAGCCUCAAGAAAGAGACUAUCGCUCACACGCGAAACGUUUCGUCGCGACGACAAAAGAAUAAUCGAAAGAUUGUCUUUAUGGCACUUGUUAUCGUGUUAGUCUUUGCAGUUUGCUGGGGCCCUUACAAUGGAUUCAUUUUCGUUAUUACGAUAGUCUGGAGAUGGAAACUACCCCGUAACCUAGCCGACAAAGAUCUUACAACCUUUAGUUUUGUUACUCAUUUUCUAACAUGCACAAAUGCAGCCCUUAACCCUUGUAUAUAUUUCAUAUUUAUCCAAAGUUAUCGCUCCGCGCUUAAGAAUCUCUUUUGCAAGGAGCCAAAAGAUAGUCCAAAAAGUAUUCUAAGUCUUAAUGACAGCAACCAAUGGCAGGGAAAAGUGACGAAAAGAUUGCUUACAACUGCAUCGAACACAAGGCCAAUUUCGGGCUUGAAAAAAAACUCAAUUGCAGGAAGUGAAAUGGGAAGUUUUGUUUAAAUUUAUGACUUGUAUCAACAGGCAAGUUUAAUCGUUUUCCAAGGACUAUAAUCAUGUAUUGCCCUGAAGGCAACRAGCAAAAUUGUAAGCGGAGCUCUAACUCAUCUUUGAUGCACCGACAAACACUAAACGUACCAUCGAAAAAAAUUUCAGUUAUCAACAAUUGAUGAACCGUAGUAAAAAGAUAAGAAAUUAAAUGGUUCCAGAUGUUUUAAAAUUAUAUUUUAAAAACUGCUUACAUGAUUGCUUUUUAGAGUUAACGGACUGAAUAAA
Messenger RNA from Actinia tenebrosa (Australian red waratah sea anemone), 1703 nucleotides. RefSeq names its product QRFP-like peptide receptor. The record is from RefSeq and is a predicted model, not a curated record. NCBI's taxonomy places the organism in Eukaryota, Metazoa, Cnidaria, Anthozoa, Actiniaria, Actiniidae. Gene Ontology annotation, biological process: G protein-coupled receptor signaling pathway. Gene Ontology annotation, cellular component: membrane. Gene Ontology annotation, molecular function: G protein-coupled receptor activity.